UCCAGGAUCCCGAGGAGCCGAAAACUAAAGUACCUGCCCCCAGCGUGGAGGAUGAACCACUACUGAGAGAGAACCCCCGCCGCUUUGUCAUCUUUCCUAUCGAAUACCAUGACAUCUGGCAGAUGUAUAAGAAAGCUGAGGCUUCCUUUUGGACAGCCGAGGAGGUGGAUCUUUCCAAGGACAUUCAGCACUGGGAAUCCCUGAAGCCUGAGGAACGAUAUUUUAUAUCCCACGUUCUGGCUUUCUUUGCAGCAAGUGAUGGCAUAGUAAAUGAGAAUUUGGUGGAGCGAUUUAGCCAAGAAGUUCAAGUUACAGAAGCCCGCUGUUUCUAUGGCUUCCAAAUUGCCAUGGAAAACAUACAUUCUGAAAUGUAUAGUCUCCUUAUUGACACUUACAUUAAAGACCCCAAAGAAAGGGAAUUUCUCUUCAAUGCCAUUGAAACAAUGCCUUGUGUGAAGAAGAAAGCCGAUUGGGCCUUGCGUUGGAUUGGGGACAAAGAGGCUACCUAUGGAGAACGUGUUGUAGCCUUUGCUGCUGUGGAGGGAAUCUUCUUUUCUGGUUCUUUUGCUUCAAUAUUCUGGCUCAAGAAACGAGGACUGAUGCCUGGCCUCACAUUUUCCAAUGAACUUAUUAGCAGAGAUGAGGUGAGUCUAAAUCAAACUGGCUAAAGUGGCACCCCAAAUAGCUGCAACUCUUAGGCCCACCCUUGUGUUCACUGAAGGUCAGGUCCCAGGUUAUCAAAUGGCAUCACCUCCACAUUUAAGAGUUCAGCU
Ictidomys tridecemlineatus (thirteen-lined ground squirrel) is the source of this 773-nucleotide messenger RNA. The record is from RefSeq and is a predicted model, not a curated record. NCBI's taxonomy places the organism in Eukaryota, Metazoa, Chordata, Mammalia, Rodentia, Sciuridae.